AUGCGAAUUUCACAUAGGCCGCUCACAGCAGUGCUGCCGAUGAUGGGCGUUGUCUUGAUGGCGUUAAAGGGCCAUUCCUUCGUGUUAACGAACUACAGUCUGGAGAAGCAGUCCACCGAAGAGAUUCCGAACUCGCUGGGCCAUUAUCUCUAUUUCAUCGUCGCUCCCACCCUGCUGUACGAACUCGCCUAUCCGCGCACGAAAACCAUCCGUCUGAGCUAUGUCGUGCAGCUGACGGUCCCGAUGCUCAUCUGCUUCGGAUUGAUGUACGUCAUCAUGAUGCAGUUCGUGAACCCGAUUCUGAGCGACACGACGUCCAACAUCAUCUACCGAAUCUUCCGUUGCUCGCUAUCCGCCUUCCUGAUCUGGCUCCUGCUCUUCUUCUCCGUGUUCCACUGCGCGCUCAACCUGCUGGCCGAGCUGACCAUGUUCGGCGACCGCCUGCUCUACGAGGACUGGUGGAACGCCACCACGAUGCUGGAGUUCUGGAAGAAGUGGAACGGGCCCAUUCACUACUGGUGUCUGCGACAUGUCUAUGUCGAGACCCAGGUUUAUGGGAACUGGAGCAAGCCGCUGGCGUCAUUGGCCACGUUUAUGGUCUCCGGAAUCGCGCAUGAACUGGUAUGCUCCGUCGUGUUCCGAAAGCUGUCGCUGUACUUCUUCCUUGGAAUGGUCGUGCAGCUGCCGCUCCAGCUGGUCAGUAAAUACUUCGAGAAUACGCGAGUGGGGAAUAUGAUUAUGUGGGUGUCGUUGUUUUUGGGUCAACCCCUUCUGGAAGUACGGAAUCUGUGGGAGCUGCGAAUGUAG
Messenger RNA from Blastocystis hominis, 807 nucleotides. Its product is annotated as Acyl CoA:diacylglycerol acyltransferase. The record is from RefSeq and is a predicted model, not a curated record. The coding region runs from base 1 to 807 and encodes 268 amino acids. The transcript is spliced from 3 exons. Lineage: Eukaryota; Bigyra; Opalinata; Blastocystidae. Gene Ontology annotation, cellular component: endoplasmic reticulum membrane.